GCUGAAGCAUUGAGUGUUCCAAGAUGGUGGAAGAGUUGUAGGAACAAUAUGGCGUGAAUAAUUUGACUUGUAGAGAUCGAACUUUGGGAGAAUUUAAGCGUCCAAUAUGCCGACCGGAAAGUUUCCAUUUCGCCGCACCUUCGAAUUCCUCAACUCUGGAAAGUUAAUAUUAAAAUCGGAUGUGAAGAACGUGCUGUUAAAUUACACUACCAAACAAGAAAGUCUUGGCCUCAGAAAUUUCAUUUACAAAGAUGUUCCUCAAAUUCAGUACAAGAAUCGUACUGUCCAGAUUACGACGACGAGAAACAGAUUGACCUAUCCAGUGGUGCAUGUAUUUUUUGGUAAUGGAAAAAAGGUGGCAAUGGAUGUGGAAAGUAAAACUGGGCCUGAGAUUUUGGAGAUGUUUGGUAAAGUGGCUGGAGCUACAGAAAUGGAGCAAAAAGACAGUGUAAAAGAAAAAUAUCCAGGCCGAUUGAACCCUGCAAACUUUGGCCGGUUUGGGCAUUGUUACUGUAUCUGUCAGAAGCCAGGACAAAGGCCAUGCACAGCUAUUGUUCCACAUCCUGAGGCAAAGAAGCCAAAAUUCUGGCAACUCAAAGAAGAUGCUUCUGCAGGAUAACAUAUUAUUGAUCACUUAUGAUGAAUGGGAACAGAUAUUUGUAAUAAAAUAACCAUGUGAAAA
Messenger RNA from Pocillopora damicornis (cauliflower coral), 682 nucleotides. RefSeq names its product small ribosomal subunit protein mS25. Gene Ontology annotation, cellular component: mitochondrion. Lineage: Eukaryota; Metazoa; Cnidaria; Anthozoa; Scleractinia; Pocilloporidae. Gene Ontology annotation, molecular function: structural constituent of ribosome. The record is from RefSeq and is a predicted model, not a curated record.